AUGUCCGAGCAAGACGUUCAUCCAAGCAAAGACAACAAAUUGCGAAGUAUCUGCAAAUACUAUAUCGAUUCAUAUCUUGCAUUGUAUCAGCUAAAAACGGAAAACGAAAGAGAAUUAAAGUCAAUUUACAAAAUGAUCAAAACAGAAUUGAUUGAUUCAAAGAAAUUUCUUCCAGCAAAUGUCAUUGAAGACAUUUUAAAUAUCAUUCCGUAUAAUAAUCGCUAUGCAAAGUCAUAUUUAUAUCUUGCCAAACUCAUCUCUGAUAAUUACCAUGUCACAGAGGUCAAUAAUGUCAUAAGUAUUUCAAACAUCCUAUUUUAUAAAGAAUAUGGAAUUAAAUUAGUCAAAUCUGAUGAUUUCGAAAAAGUUAAUACAAAAAAUCUGGAUAUUCAUUCAGAAGAUACAAUUUACAGGGCCAUUAUGUAUAAUGACAAAGAAAAAUUCAUCUCAUUCACUGAACAAGAAGGAUUUAAUAAAGACCAAACGCUUGAAAGCAAAUUAUACCCAGAAUCUUAUAAUAAAUAUUCAUUACUUGAAUUAUGCUGUUACCAUGGAGCUGUUGAUUGUUUCAAGUUAUUAAGAACCAAAUUCAGCUCAGAAAUAACUCAAAAGUGUCUCCAAUUUUCAUUUUUAGGAGGAAAUCCAGAGAUCAUGAGUGAAUGUUUGAAACAUCAAAAACCAAAUACAAAAUGCAUGAAAUAUGCAAUUAUUUCACACAACAUUGAUUUUGUUACAUUUUUGAUGAAUGAGUACAAUAUAGAGAUUGAUUUAUUAUAUUGUGGAAUUUACAAUAAUCUUGAAUCAUUUUUGGUUUAUUUCGAUCAAACUAAUGAUGUAAAAAAUGCUUUCUUGAAUCGCCGCUAUUUAAUAUUCCAUCCCUUUUGGAAUUCUUCCUUUCACAAGGUGUGA
This is a messenger RNA of Trichomonas vaginalis G3, 909 nucleotides long. Its product is annotated as protein of unknown function (DUF3447). Lineage: Eukaryota; Parabasalia; Trichomonadida; Trichomonadidae. The record is from RefSeq and is a predicted model, not a curated record. The transcript has a single exon. The coding region runs from base 1 to 909 and encodes 302 amino acids.